Molecule: messenger RNA, 676 nt
Organism: Pollicipes pollicipes
Lineage: Eukaryota; Metazoa; Arthropoda; Thecostraca; Pollicipedomorpha; Pollicipedidae
Product: prespore protein Dp87
Exons: 6
Coding region: 28-600 (190 amino acids)
Source: RefSeq, a predicted model, not a curated record
CCUGCAUCUCAACCACCGACAACAGCAAUGGCUGCCCGCGCCUUCGUUCUCCUGCUGCUCGUGGCUUUCGUGGGUGCCCAGACCAAUAAGAAGCUGCUCGCAGCCUUCAAACCAAGCGGUGCAGUCUGCGGCAAAACAAAGUGCCAACCAAACUACGUCUGCGAGGAACAAAUCUGUCAGGUCUGCGUUCCAGAGGCUCCCACCUGUAAAACCUGGCAGUGCCAAGACAAUGAGAAGUGCGAGGAAAGACCCACCGGUCCUGCGUGCGUUAGACUGACCUGCGCCGACAUCCGAUGCGCCGCUGGCGAACUUUGCAACGAACUACCCGACGGGCCGGACUGCGUGCCAGAUGUACCUUCAUGCGAAGGCUUCUUCUGUAAGCGCGGCACCAACUGCUACGUCCGUGACGGCUCUCCCAUCUGUCUGCCCAAUACGUGCGAAGUGCGUGUCUGCGAGGGUGGUCUGACCUGCAUUGACACGCCCAACGGUGCCCUCUGUCGGAGAGGAAACAAGACGCGAGGCUGCCCUGGCAAGUAUUGCCCAGAUAACUCCAAGUGCAUCGACACGCCAGAGGAAGGAGCCCAUUGCGUCAAGAUCUAGAGUCUCAAUUUCGACAUGUUAUCCGCUCCCAGCGAGAUAAGACUGUCAUCAAAUUCACGAUGUCAGGGAGUCUGUG